AGGCGCCACAAAUAAAAAGCGCGCGUCGAGAGAGCUAUUAGUCAAACAUCAGACACCACGACUCAUCUCCUACAGGAAAACCUGGUCAGCAUGGGCGAGCAAAGGCACCCCGUCAAUAUUCAGCUUGUUGGAGUGAUGCAGAAAGAAGUAUCUAAAUUGUACAUGACCACUGUACUCUGGUCAGAUCAAAAUGAGAUUACAGUGUACAGAUCGCUUGAAGACUUCAAGGCGCUGCAUAGACAACUCAAGAAGAAAUUCCCCCCUUCCAACCCCAUUAGAAGGUCAGGAAGGAUUGUUCCCAAAUUUAAAGCUGCAAGAGUGCAGAAGAACAGGCAGAAGUGGAGUCCCAGUAAGUCUGUGCUCAGACUGAAGGCUCUGGAAGAAUACUGCGGUGAACUGCUGAAGAGCGAUCCUCGUAUCUGCCAGAGCUCAGAGCUCAUCCAGUUCCUGCUUCCCAAAUCCCAGGACCUCGAUUCUGACUUAGCAAAAAACAGUAUCGUGAUCAUGCCAUCAGAAACCUCUCUGAGCAGCGGUACUGUUGGAAUGAACAAUGUUACUCAACCCUUUGUUACUGAAACAUACCGAUGCAUAGCUACUUAUGAGACCAAGGACACCAAGAAUCAGUCCUUCAAGGUCGAGAUGGAUGAGAUUGUGGAUGUGCUCAUUAAAGACCAAAAAGGAUGGUGGUUGGUGGAAAAUGAAGCCAAACAUCUUGCUUGGUUUCCCGCUCCGUAUCUGCAGAGAGUUGAUAUGGAUGACGAUGGUCCUGAUGAGAUGCAUGGUGGAAGUGUUUUCUGUGUUGCCGCCAAAAGUUACAAAGCCAUGAACAGUGAUGAACUUUCAGUGGAGAUCGGGUCUGUGGUGGAGGUCUUACAGAAGUCUGACAACGGCUGGUGGAUAGUGAGGUACAAUCGAAAGGCGGGGUUCGUGCCAUCUAUGUACCUGCAACCAUACAAUAACCCAAGAAUGCACCUGAUGCCUCCUAAGAGGGAGUUAACUAGUUCCACUCUUGACUUGGCACAGUUUCAUAGUACCGGAGAAGGUUUCCUGCAGGUCUUCAGACGUAAGCUUAGCAGAUCCCAGGACAACCUGAGACUUCCAGGAAACACCUGGGGCCCUAAAGAUAAGCAGUUGUCGCGAUCUUCAAGUAGACUGCCGGAUGCUCACACAGCACGGCUGACUCCACCAUCAGUACGAGUGGAGUUUGUCAAGAACGGCCAGCAAAGCAGUCUGAGCGACAACAGUGAAGAGUUCAGCGAUGAUAGCAGCUUCUCUGGCAGCGAUUCGCUAAACCGCUCUUACACGGACGAGCACUUGCGUCGGAGUCUCACUCCUAUGCCCGAAUCCUCUGGCAGCCUGAGCCCUGAGAGCGCAGGACAAGGCAAGAUGAUCAGCAGCAGAUCAGACCCCAGUCUCAACAAGAUGCCCUCCACCCCCAAGAUACCACCCAGACCACAAGCACAGGAGAUACUCAAACGUUGCACCACUGUCACACGCAAAAACCUACAGAGAACCAGUUAGGCAGAAGUCUUAAGCACUUCAGGUUACAUGUUUGAUGAGAGUAUCCUAGAGUUCAGGUUAAUGUCCAUUGCCGCAACUCUAGCUUGAUGCUAAUGUGAUUAUCUGAUGGACAAAUUAUGCAGAGAUUCUUGCUACAAAUUAAUACUUCUAGAACUAUGUUUAGCUCUCACUCUUGGAACAGAAUUAUGUAUGUUACAAAAUCAUAGGUCUACAAGUUUCUAGAGAAGCUGCUCUUCAAAUCUGAUAAAUGUAGAUUCUCUCUUAUUGAAGACACUGUCUAGAAAUCAUUUACACUCUUCUAGAGAAUGUUUGCAAAGUAUUUUCAAGAUCUGUAUCUUUCUUAGUUUUCUCUCUUUUUCCAUAGUGGAAAAUAUCACUUGUGCCUUAUAUGCAUUGUAUAUCCAGACAUAUAUUACACAUGAAUACCGUAUACUUUUCAGAGUUUACAACUUGUAUAUUUUUCCUCAUGUGGAUUGCCUGUAAACAUAAAAUAAAAUAUUUAACCCCAAAA
This is a messenger RNA of Puntigrus tetrazona (Sumatra barb), 2032 nucleotides long. Its product is annotated as NADPH oxidase organizer 1-like. Gene Ontology annotation, molecular function: phosphatidylinositol binding; superoxide-generating NADPH oxidase activator activity; protein binding. NCBI's taxonomy places the organism in Eukaryota, Metazoa, Chordata, Actinopteri, Cypriniformes, Cyprinidae. The transcript has 8 exons. Gene Ontology annotation, biological process: superoxide anion generation. The record is from RefSeq and is a predicted model, not a curated record. Bases 91 to 1521 code for a protein of 476 amino acids.